Messenger RNA from Nelumbo nucifera (sacred lotus), 1484 nucleotides. Its product is annotated as S-adenosyl-L-methionine-dependent methyltransferases superfamily protein. The record is from RefSeq and is a predicted model, not a curated record. Lineage: Eukaryota; Viridiplantae; Streptophyta; Magnoliopsida; Proteales; Nelumbonaceae.
UAACCCAUACAUGACGUUCCCCUUCCCCAUCGUUUUCAAUCCCCAGCCGAUCCUUGGCUCACUCACACACACCGCAUAUGGAUAUAAUAACCACAUCAUACCUAUUAGAUUGUAGUAGAUCCAAUGAUCCAUGGAUAAAUUAUAUAGAUGGUAAAGCGAAUCAGAACCUCUCUCUCUCCUUAAACCUUUUUUCCACUGCGGCCACCAUUCAAACAAAAGAUAAAAAGAAAAGCAACAAGAAACAAAAGAAAGAAAGCAAAGAGAAAAAAAAGGAGCAGAGAAGAGAUGAAGGAAGAAGAACAGCAGCAGCUGCACAACCUCCAUCACCAUAGAAGAGUAGCCAUGCUCUCCGGCACCAAAUUCACCAGACGCACUGCUUAUUUCCUCCUUGUCGCAAUAUCUUACGCCUUGGGUUACUUGUCGGCCUCGAGCACCACAGCUAAACAACAAUUGUCAUCAAGCAUCAAAGCCCCAGAAGAAGGCAUACCACCAACAAGAAUCACCACCGUCGCGACUGCCGCUGUUGCCUCCUCUUUGGCAUCGGAGCCCGAUCACUUUCGCUUCUUGACCCCAUGUGCAGCUCCGCUCCCAUCCAAGCUCGUCCUGCGGACAAUUCUCGACGGAGUCUUUAAUGGUACCUCCCCUUAUGAAAGCUUCCCCCCACCACACAUCAGUCCCCUCCUCCGGCCCAAACGUAUCAAAGGUUGGGGCUCCACGGGGGCUGUGUUCGAGAACCUUAUCCGCAAAGUCAAGCCUAGAACCAUAAUCGAAGUGGGCACCUUUCUGGGCGCGUCGGCGAUUCACAUGGCCGAGAAAGCGAGGCAACUCGGCCUCCGGACUCAGAUCUUAUGCAUUGAUGAUUUUCGAGGGUGGCCUGGAUUUAGGGACCGAUUCCGAGACAUCGGGAUGGUUAACGGGGAUGUGAUGCUGCUGUACCAAUUCAUGCAGAACGUGGUGUACGCUAACGCCACCGAGUCCGUUUUGCCCAUCCCCUUCUCCACCGGAUCGGCUCUUGAGAAGUUGUGUGAGUGGGGUGUGUUUGGUGACCUGAUCGAGGUGGACGCUGGUCACGAUUUUCACUCGGCUUGGUCGGAUAUCAAUCGGGCUUACAAGCUUCUCAGACCGGGUGGCGUGAUGUUCGGCCACGAUUACUUUACCGCAGCUGACAACCGAGGCGUUCGCCGAGCUGUGAACUUAUUCGCCCGAGUCAAGGGUUUUCGAGUCGAAGUCGACGGUCAGCACUGGGUCCUCGACUCAGCUUAGGCCCGGGCCCGGGCCCGGGCCCAGGCAGGUCAAGUCAGGUUAGCAGACUCCACAAUCACCCAAGCGUCUAAAUAGUAAGUUAAGAUACCCUCAAAAUCCUCUUCUGUUUUUGUUUUGGGUAUGAGGUUGGGCCCAUUAUCAAUCAAAAUGUUACUAGAUGACACUGCAGCGUCAAACGCGACUCACGGGAAUAAUGAAUGAAAAGUAUAUCUAUACUCCAA